CCAUCUCUACAGCCAGCAUGAUCACCAGCAUCUCCAAAGGCACCACUGGUGCCACAACCUCCCCCACCACUUUGACCACCUCCAUCAACACUAACGGUUCUACCAUCCUCAGCUCUUCACCCACAAUAUCCACCCCUCUUUCACGUCCCACCAGCACCUCUUCACCUUCCACCACCACCAUCACAAUCACUUCUCCUGGCCAGAAUUCUUCCUCCACCAAGCCCACCUCAAGUUCCCUUCCCACCACCACCAUGAGCACCAUCAUCACCACCUCUACUCUCCAUUCCACCACCACCACUCCAGGCUUCUGCGCCAAUGGAGGGAUUUGGGUGGACGGUCACUGCGAGUGUCCCCUCGGUUUCACGGGUGACACGUGCGAGGACAUCAGUAACACCAUUGAGACGAAAGCUGAGACCAACGGGACGGUGCAGGUGGUGCUGCGAGUGACCAACCGGGACUUCACUGAGGACCUCCAAAACCACAGCUCCUCUGCCUACUUGGAGUUCGUCAAGAACUUCACGGAGCAGAUGAACCUGGUCUACAGGAAUGUUGAUGGCUACCAAGGCAUCCAGGUCCAGAAUGUGACGCCUGGCAGCGUGGUGGUCGAUCACGUGGUCAUCUUCUCCCUGAUAAUGACCGCCCAAGCCCAGGAGAAGCUCAACAACAUCACCAAGGACUUGAUGGCAGAGAUUCGGGUGGUGACAAUGGAGAACUGCACGGAUGACGAGAUGUGCUUCAACUCCUCCGACAUCACGGUGAGGGACAACUCCCUCAACUUCAACCAAGAGGGCUACUGCCGGGAAAACGUGCCCAAGGGCCUUGAGGACUAUUUUUUUCCCAACCUGACGAGUUACGGUUUCUUCUGCAUCUCCAACUGCACCCCGGACACCGCCAGCACCAUCAACUGCAACAACGGGCGGUGCCAGCUCACCAGGAGCGGUCCACAGUGCUUCUGCCCCGAGCCCCACAUGUACUGGUACCAAGGCAAUCGCUGCGAGAGCCGAGUCAGCAAGUUGGCUGUGGGGCUGGGCUCGGCGGUGGCCAUCCUGGCCGUGAUGGUGGCCAUCCUGGCCGUCCUCCUCUUCCGGGCCCGUAGCACCCAAUUGUCCUACAGGUGA
Calidris pugnax (ruff) is the source of this 1118-nucleotide messenger RNA. RefSeq names its product mucin-17-like. The transcript has 8 exons. Bases 18 to 1118 code for a protein of 366 amino acids. NCBI's taxonomy places the organism in Eukaryota, Metazoa, Chordata, Aves, Charadriiformes, Scolopacidae. The record is from RefSeq and is a predicted model, not a curated record.